AUGAAGUCCUUCAUCGCCACCGCUCUGCUCCUAAGCAGCAGCGUCCCCUUCGCCGUCGCCCUCCCCUCCCGAUCCAUCCCCAGAGUCAACGCCCGCCCCGUCCGCCGCCAGAACCAAAUCAUCCCCGUGGUCGUCGGCGGUCAGCAACUAACCUUCAUCCCCAACAUCGUCACCGCCGCCAUCGGCGACGUGCUGCAAUUCCAAUUCUCCAACGGGAACCACACCAUCACGGAAUCCACCCCAGACGCUGCCUGCCGGCCGAAGGAAGGCGGCGUGCACUCGGGCCACAUCCCGUUUGAAGACGGGCAGACGGACGUGGGGACGUUCAAUGUUGUCGUGUCUUCCACGGAGCCGAUGUUUCUUUAUUGUGCGACGGGCCCGCAUUGUCAGCUGGGGCAGGUCAUGGUGGUGAAUGCGAACGCGAGGCAGCUGGUAGAUUAUGCAAAGGCGAGUCAGGCGACGGCGGAGAGCGUGGAUGGGACGGAUCCUGUGGAUUCACGCCUGCACCGCCUGAGGAAGAGGCUGCUGCUCCUCCCGCGGAAGCACCACCAGCUGAAGCACCACCUGCUGAAGCUCCUCCUGCGGAGGCACCGCCAGCUGAAGCUCCUCCGGCCGAAGCACCACCCGCUGAAGCUCCGCCAGCUGCAGAGCCCGCCGCAGCAGCUCAUCCCGCUGAAGCAUCGCCAGCUGCAGAACCCGCCCCAGCAGCUCAUCCCGCUGAAGCACCACCAGCUGCAGCACCCGCAGCUGCUCAUCCAGCACCCGCUGAACCUGCUCAUCCUGCACCCGCUGAACCUGCUCAUCCUGCACCCGCUGAACCUGCUCAUCCUGCACCCGCUGCGGCAGCGCCUGCUGUGA
Messenger RNA from Parastagonospora nodorum SN15, 858 nucleotides. RefSeq lists its product as hypothetical. The transcript has 2 exons. Bases 1 to 858 code for a protein of 285 amino acids. NCBI's taxonomy places the organism in Eukaryota, Fungi, Ascomycota, Dothideomycetes, Pleosporales, Phaeosphaeriaceae. The record is from RefSeq and is a predicted model, not a curated record.